Messenger RNA from Pseudoliparis swirei, 1585 nucleotides. RefSeq lists its product as uncharacterized. The transcript is spliced from 7 exons. Lineage: Eukaryota; Metazoa; Chordata; Actinopteri; Perciformes; Liparidae. The record is from RefSeq and is a predicted model, not a curated record. Bases 84 to 1010 code for a protein of 308 amino acids. Gene Ontology annotation, molecular function: dioxygenase activity.
UGUAGUGUGCGUGUCGUGUCCAGAAAACACGAAACAAGACAUAUUGUUCAACUUCACAUUUUAGUUGUAACUUUUUUUCCAAAAUGAGCAUCCCGAUGGUGGACUUUGGCGCGUGCAGCCUGAGCGAGGAAGAGGUGGGCGACGAGCAGAAGAUGCACGCGCUGGGCAAACAGCUGGAAUCCACUUUCACUGGAGUUGGAUUCGUGUGUCUGAAGAACACUGGGAUCACCCAGGAGGAGGUGAACGCUGUCAUGGCCGUCUCCAAGACCUUCUUCCUGCAGCCAGAGGAGGAGAAGAAACCCUUCAGCAGGAAAAGCUUCGCCGACAAUCCCAACCACGGCUGGGUGCAGCUGGAGACCGAGAGGACGAAUCGCGCUUGCCCUGCAGACUUAAAGGAGUCCUUCAACGUUACUUUAAUCCGUCCUGACAUUGAAUGGCCGUCGGGCGCCGUGGAAGGGUUCCAGGAGAUCCAGACGACGUUCUUCCGCCGCUGUAAGGAGCUGAGUCUGCGGGUGCUGAGGGUGAUGGCCCUCAGCCUGGGUCUGGACCCCCAGGUGUUCCUGAGCGCGCACCGCUUCAUAGGAGCUGAAGGGAAUAACUCGACCCUGCGUUCGCUGUACUACCCGCCGGUAAACCGCGAGACCGUGAAGGAGGAUCAGGUGCGAUGUGGGGAGCAUUCAGACUACAGCAGCAUCACGCUGUUGUUCAGCACCUCCGAGGGUCUGCAGGUGCAGAGGCGUUCGGGUGAAUUCAUGGACGUCCCCUACGUGCCCGGAACGGUUCUCAUCAACAUCGCCGACAUUAUGCAGCGCUGGACCAGCGACCGCUUUGUCUCCGUGGUCCACAGGGUGUUGCUGCCCCCUGCUGGAGACUCCAGCACACGUCAGUCUCUGGCCUUCCUCUUGCAGCCGGACGACGAGGCUCUGAUCACGUGCUGCGACGGCUCCAACAGAUACCCUCCGAUCACCGGGGGAGACUACCUCGCCGAGCGCUUCAGUCGUACGUACUGAGUCAGCAGGCGUAGGUUUGCAUGUGGUCUCGUGGGACGAGUCACGACCAAAGUUUGGGAAAAGACUCAAUUGUCCCGACCAAUAUGUCGUUAAUUUGAAUUUCCUGUUAGAAAAAUGUAUUUCGCAAACUCAUUCGUAUUAUUAUCUAUAUGCUAUGUUCGUCGCUGUAGAAAUAGAUUAAUAGAAAAUAGGUCGUAUAUAGACACUUUAGAAUCGAGUGACCGUGUUAACUGGCGACUUUCGGCCGAAUGAGUCUGUUGUUGUUAUUAUUAUUAUUAUUAUUAUCUGCCCGCAGCACUGUCCGGUGUGAGCUGGGUUGGGUGCUGGGUGUGGGGGUGAUGGGUAGGGUGCUGGAAGGGGUGCUGGGUGUGGGGGUGAUGGAGGAAACCGCUCUGGGUUAAAAGCUGUUCCUCAGCCUGUUAGUCCGGGUUUUAAUAUUCAUGAAUCUUCUUCCUGAUGGCGGAGGAACAAACAGAGAAUCUGACCUCGAAGUCGACACGUUUGGAUUGUGAAUUAUUUGAUGAUGAAGAAUUUUUUUUAAAAAGUCUGUUCCAUAAAACCUGAACCUAUUCAUA